Messenger RNA from Melopsittacus undulatus (budgerigar), 3368 nucleotides. RefSeq names its product protein tyrosine phosphatase non-receptor type 9 (gene PTPN9). The coding region runs from base 343 to 2109 and encodes 588 amino acids. Gene Ontology annotation, biological process: protein dephosphorylation. The transcript has 13 exons. NCBI's taxonomy places the organism in Eukaryota, Metazoa, Chordata, Aves, Psittaciformes, Psittaculidae. The record is from RefSeq and is a predicted model, not a curated record. Gene Ontology annotation, molecular function: protein tyrosine phosphatase activity.
GGGCUGUGGGCGCUUCCUGCCGCCGCCCCCACCGGGGCAGAGCGGAGCGGGAGCUGAGCCCGGCCCGGCCCAGCCGAGAGGCGCUUCCCUGGGGCCAGCGGAACUUCCCGGGGGGCCGCGGACAGCUCCGUUUGUUACCGGUACCUCGGGGCUCGGCUCGGAUUGGGGCACUUUCGGCGGGGACCCCGGGGCGGAGCCGCCCUCGCCCAGCCUGCGGCGGCCGGGAGGGGCCGGUGCCAGCAGCGCCGCCGGUCCCCGGGGAUGGGCUCCGCCGGGGCGCCCGCCGCUUAGCCCGGCUCUGCUCGGCACGGCACGGCCCGGGGCACAGCGGGGCCGCGCAGCAUGGCCGCGGAGCUCAGCGCCGAGGAGGAGCAGGCGACCAAGCAGUUCCUGGAGGAGAUUAACAAGUGGACGGGCCAGUACAAUGUGUCCCCGCUCUCCUGGAACGUGGCUGUCAAGUUCCUCAUGGCCCGCAAGUUCGACGUCCUGCGGGCCAUUGAGCUCUUCCACUCCUACCGGGAGACACGGCUGAAGGAGGGCAUUGUGAAGCUGAAGCCGCAUGAGGAGCCGCUGCGCUCGGAGCUGCUCAGUGGCAAGUUCACCAUCCUGAGCGUGCGGGACCCCUCAGGAGCCUCCAUCGCCCUCUUCACAGCCAAGCUGCACCACCCCAGCAAGAGCGUGCAGCACGUGGUGCUCCAGGCACUCUUCUACCUGCUGGACCGAGCGGUGGAGAGCUUUGAAACACAGAGGAACGGACUGGUGUUCAUCUAUGAUAUGGCAGGCUCGCAGUACACCAACUUCGAGCUGGACCUCAGCAAGAAGAUCCUCAACCUGCUCAAGGGAGCCUUCCCAGCCCGGCUCAAGAAGGUUUUCAUCGUGGGAGCACCCAUGUGGUUCCGUGUGCCCUACUCCAUCAUCAGCCUGCUGCUCAAGGAGAAGCUGCGGGAGCGGGUGCAGAUGGUGAAGAUGUCAGAGCUGAAGGAACACCUGCCCCGGGAAUGCCUCCCCGAGUACCUUGGGGGGUCCCUCAGGCUGGACCCUCUGAGCUGGAACUGCCGGUUCCUGCCACAGCAGAACGGGCACCCCGACCCCCUGGACGAGCUCAUCCUGGUGCCGCUGGCGGCCCCCAAAGACAACGGCUCCGUCCACGUCCCUGGGCCCAAGUCUGUGACGCUGCAGGAGCUGCUGGACCACAUCAGCCACAAGCAGAAACGCGGCAUCUAUGAAGAGUACGAAGACAUUCGGCGCAGGAGCCCCGCAGGCACCUUUGUGUGCUCUUUGGCACCCUACAACCAGGAGAAGAACCGGUACGGGGACGUGCCCUGCCUGGACCAAACCCGUGUCAAGCUGGCAAAGCCAUACAGCCGCCCGGAGCUGACUGACUACAUCAAUGCGAGCUUUAUGGAUGGCUACAAGCAGAGGAACGCUUACAUUGGGACUCAGGGGCCUCUGGAAAACACCUAUGGUGACUUCUGGCGCAUGGUGUGGGAGCAGAACGUCCUGGUGAUCGUGAUGACGACCCGGCUGGAGGAGGGAGGCAGGAGGAAGUGCGGGCAGUACUGGCCCCUGGAGAAGGACACAAAGGUGUGCUUUGGAGCACUGACCAUCACCAACUUGGGCGUGGAGAACCUCAGCCACUACAAGAAAACCAUCCUGGAGAUCCACAGCUCGGAGACCAGGGAGCGACGGCUCGUGUCCCACUUCCAGUACCUGAGCUGGCCGGAUUAUGGCGUCCCCUCCUCUGCUGCCACCCUCAUUGACUUCCUGGGGGCUGUGAAGCAGCAGCAGCGGGUGGCGGUCAGUGCCCUGGGACCUCGCUUCAAGGGUCACCCGGGGGGGCCCCCAGUCGUGGUGCACUGCAGUGCUGGCAUCGGCAGGACAGGUACCUUCUGCGCACUGGACAUCUGCCUGUCACAGCUGCAGGACGUGGGCACGCUCAACAUCUACCAGACAGUGCUGCGCAUGCGGACCCAGCGUGCCUUCAGCAUCCAGACCCCUGAGCAGUAUUACUUCUGUUACACCGCCAUCCUGGAGCACGCCCAGCACGAGGGGCUCCUGCUCGCCAACCACAGCCGGCCCGCCCCGGACAAGAGCUCGCCGGGACACUGAGACCCACAGGACCCGGGGCUGCCAGAGCCGUCUCUGCGCCCACCAGGACCCAGCAGUGUGCAGGCAGCUGCCCGCCAGCAGCAGGCACUGCCCAUCCACCACCAUUAGCACUGCUGUCAAACUGUGCCUUAUCAACCCAAGCGGUGCUGUCGCUCACUGGGGGCAGAGGACGGUGCGGGAAGAGGCUCUCACUUCUCCCCACGGUGUUUGUGUUGGGUGGGUGGUUGGCUGGUUGCUUGGGGAGGUGGUUUUUGUUCUCUUCAAGUUGUGUUCUUCUUUUAUUUGAUAUAUUGUUUUGGUGGGACCAUCUAAAAUGUAUCUAAGAGAGGCUUUGUAAAGCCCUAGGAAAUGUAUUUCCAGUCCUGCCCCUACCUGGGGCUUAGGAAGAGGCACCUACUUCAGUCUUACCUGCCACUACGUCUGUGUGUCUGUAUGUAUGUGUGUAUAUAAUAUAUCCACGCUGUGCCCAACCCCGGCUAUUAUAUAGAUACAUAUAUACAAGCACCCGUUCUCACAGCUCCCGUGGGGCCCUCCUGUCCUGCCCUCUCCCUGCUGUGAUCCCUGGAGCGGUGAGUUUGGGCCUGGCUCUGUCUUGUCUUCCUUUGUUUCCCCCAUUCCUGCCUCCCCUGCUCCCCACAGGCAGCGCUGGGACCCGGUACCCCAAGGGGAUGCUCCACAGCAUCCCCUGCUUCCCUUCUCUCAUCUUCCCCAUCCUCACCUCCCGCUGGGAGACUGUGCUCCUGGGCGGAGGAUCUGGAGGCCAUUGGCUAUGGGUCGGCUCACUGGUGUCCCCUGCCCCUUGGAGCGUCACUAGGUACGAGGUGAUGGGGACAGACAGAGGGAUGGAUGGGGACCGACUGGCUCUCCGGGUUGCCGGCAGUGGGAGCCCAGCCCUGUGGUGAGUCACGGGCUGGAAAAGCGCUGAGCACAAAGAGCCUGAGCCCUGGAGAGAGGUGACAACCGAGGGCUGGGGAGCUGGGGCUGCAGCGCCCGCACCUCGGGCCUUUAUACUGUAAUAAGCUCUUUGAAUGUGUAUAUUCUUAUUUUUUUAUAAUCUGGGGGGAGGUGGGGGUUUGUUUGGUUGGUUUUUGUUGUUUAUUUUUAUUUAACAUUAACUUGAUCCAAGCCAGAGCCAGAAGUUAUUUGUAAAUGUUCCUAUUUUGCUCUCAUUCAGAGAAAUGUUUUUGUUAUUGUUACUUUUUGGGUUUGGUUUUGAUUUAAUUUGUAUCGACCUAUAAAUAUACUACCAGUGACCAGGU